AUGAGGUGGAUCUUACCGCUCCUCAUGGCACUACCCGCCGCCUUCGCCGCUGCAAGCUCCAGCUCCAGCGCCGCCUCCGCCGAUGACUCCAGCAACACCGCCGGAACCUCCAGCUCCAAGGGCAUCGUCCCCUUCUUGCAGACCAUGCAAGCAGCCCAAGUCGCCUCCAUGUCGUGCCUCAUUACCCUGGUAAACAUGACUCAGACCCCCAUCGGGACUUGCCUCGGCAUCAACAAGCUAGCGCCGCUGCUCAUCCCUGGAGGCACGACGGGCGCCAACGCCUCGGCCGACUUCUCAGCGGGGCUCGACGGGUACUUGGCGCAAGUGUGCAAGGGGACGCAAUGUACGGCCGAUGAGAUCAGUACGGCCCAAGCGGAGCUGGGACGGGACUGCCAGGGCCAGAGCGGGGGCGGACUUAUUCCGGCUGUGCAGGCCAUGUUGACGAAUUAUGGGUCGAGCUACAAGACUCUGGCGUGUUCGAUCUUCUAUAAUGGGACGCAAGACAACUGCGUCACCGAGGCGAUCAGCAGUAACAAGGCCGCCAACUCCCCGACGUUUUUCAUGGACCUUGUGUCGGGCAAUAAUCUGCAGCAGUACACUGAUACAGUCUUCAAGUCUGCGAAGUGUAGCGGAUGUAUGCAUGAGCUGUACAAGGCCGCCGUCUUCCUCAUACCCAAUACCCGCAGUCAAUCCAUCACAUCGGAGCUCGGCAAUCACCUCAAGAACGACUGCGGCGGGGGCGAUACCCCGAACUGGUCUAAUGUGAUGGACCAGCAGAUCCCCGACGCGCUGACCGUCAAGCAGAAUACAGCCGCAGGUGGGGGCCAGGUGACCGGCGCGGCGAGAGUCCACGGGACAGCGGGGAUGGGAGAGGUGGUCAGGGCGGGGAUGGUUGUCUUGGUAGGCCUGGGGUUGGUAGGGGUGGGUCUGUAA
Messenger RNA from Dioszegia hungarica, 933 nucleotides. RefSeq lists its product as uncharacterized. Lineage: Eukaryota; Fungi; Basidiomycota; Tremellomycetes; Tremellales; Bulleribasidiaceae. Bases 1 to 933 code for a protein of 310 amino acids. The record is from RefSeq and is a predicted model, not a curated record. The transcript has 3 exons.